AUGACGACAGGUCCUUAUGACCGGAGAAAUGAACAGCAUUGGAAGAUGAAAUCGAGAGAUACACCUACUGAGGUUGGCGAAUUAAGCUCCUCUGAUCCACAUGGUAAGGGGGAAGAUGCGGUUCAUAUUGAACGCAUAGCUGGUAUGGCAAUGACCGUCCCUCAGCACAAUGACAAGGACGCUGCACUGCGCAUGAGUGAUCAUCAUGAGCCUGCCUCAGCGCACAAACGUUUGGCGAGCAAGAUAGUCACGCCAACAGCUGACGCUAAGAUAUUGGAGAGCUAUGUUACAGUUCGAGCUAAGGGCAUUGUUAAAUCUCUGUCGUUUUCUAGAGAGGAUGGUGAGGGGUUAGCUGGGGAUGAUCAGAUGAUUGGUGCUUUGAAUGAUAUGGAUAUUGAUCCUCAAGGUGAUGGCAUGAUGGAAAAUGAGGAGGAGUUCAAUGAGGAUUUCGAUGACGAUGAUCUCCUUGGAGUGGAGCUGUUGGAGGCUGAGGCAUCGCGUCGAGGGAGUAGGGAGCCAAACUAUGGGAAAAAAUCAUCACGAAGUAAACGGCAAGGCAGUGCUGCUAAUGCUCCUUUGGGCAUUAAAAAUAAGAAAUAUGAGUUCCUUCGUCGAGAUUCUCCAAGUAAUCGUUCAAAGUCUGGAACCAGGGAGGCUAGGGUAUCUAGGAAGCAAGCCAGACAAGGGACACUGAGGAUAAGAGAUACGUCUUCCACACAUGAGCAACAAUCUUCAUAUGUAAUUUAA
This is a messenger RNA of Eruca vesicaria subsp. sativa (arugula), 747 nucleotides long. Lineage: Eukaryota; Viridiplantae; Streptophyta; Magnoliopsida; Brassicales; Brassicaceae. The record is from the annotation of a GenBank genome assembly.